This is a messenger RNA of Closterium sp. Naga37s-1, 1470 nucleotides long. Lineage: Eukaryota; Viridiplantae; Streptophyta; Zygnematophyceae; Desmidiales; Closteriaceae. The record is from the annotation of a GenBank genome assembly.
AUGUGCCCUAUUCAUGUGCCCCUGGCAGCAGCAGCAGCACCAGCACCACUGGCACCAGCAGCAGGCAUGGCGUGUCGGGGCUUCCUGCAGUGCCUGCUGAAGCUCUUCAACUUCGCCCUCGCCAUCGUGGGGGUACUUCUGAUUGUAUACUCCCUCUCGCGCCUCGUUCACCUCGACCCCGACCUCCAUCCACCCAGCCCCCCUUCUUCCUCUCCCUCACCCUCACCCUCCUCUCUCUCCUCCUCCUCGCGCCUCGCCCCCGUCUCAAUGCACCUAUCCUCGCCGCUGCCUGGCGCUACACAACUCGUCAGUGGCAGCAGCAGCAGCAGCAGCAGCAGUGCGAGCAGCCUUGGCGGCAGGAGGCAGUUGGGGGUGAGCAGCAACGAGCUGCGCCUGCCCUACCUCUGGUUCAUCUACGUGUUGGUGGGGGGGGGAGCGCUGCUCACGCUGGUCACCAUCGUGGGCGCCGUGGCGGCAGAGAGCAACAACGGCUGCUGCCUCUCAUGCUACCAGUUCGGCCUCUGCGUGCUGCUGCUCAUCCAAGGAUCCCUUGCUGCCCUCGUCUGGCUUCAGGACGUGCCAGAGGACCCCACGGGCGAGUACGAGAGGGAGAGGGCGUUUGUGCUGCGCAAUCUCGACCUCUGCCGCCUCGCUGCCGUCAGCCUGCUGCUCGUGGAGGGCACGGCGCUGCUGCUGGCGAUGAUGCUGAGUGCCAUGCACAGCGAUGCUGCACUGGCGGACCACGACGACGACUACAUCCCCCCCCACCCCCAUCCCAACUCCCGCCUGCGCCAACCGCUCCUCCGCCCACCCCACAUGGCGCCCCCUCCUCCCUACUCCGCCGCCAUCCCCUCGUCCUCUGCUGACGCUGCUGCUGCUGGUGGUGGGAGUGGUGUGAGUGGCGUGGGUGUGGGGGGAGCAGCGGACGGUGCAGCAGCAGCAGCAGCAGGAGGAGAAGGGGGAGCAGCAGCGCUGUCAGAUGCCUGGCGGAACCGCAUUCUGGAGAAGGCUGGCUGCAAGCGCUGCUGUACGGGGCUGAGGCCAUCACUCGGAUGCCCUUCACUGCCGGAUGUGCCUGCCCCUGCUUCUGCCACUCACUCUCUCACUCACCUGCUACCCCACCCCCAUCUCCCCCGCCCUUCCUCCAUCCCUUCCCCUGCCACUAUCCCUCCCACCCCGCGCUUCCCACCCCCUCCACCAGUACGGGCUGAACACCAACGAGUUACACCACGCCGUCAACGCGCCCACACAGCCCGGGCUGUAGCGACAGAUUUGCCUGCCUCUGCUUGUGCCUCUCGCCCUCUUACCCACCCGCCACCAUCCCCCCCUUCUUCCCACCCCUCCCCCCACCCCUCAUGCCACCAGUACGGGCUGGACACCAACGAGUUCCACCACCCUGUCAACGCGCCCCAUGCACCGCCCAUGCCCCCGCAGCCCCCCCCUUCAUCCUCCGCCUGUGCCCUCAUGUGA